Molecule: messenger RNA, 864 nt
Organism: Serpula lacrymans var. lacrymans S7.9
Lineage: Eukaryota; Fungi; Basidiomycota; Agaricomycetes; Boletales; Serpulaceae
Exons: 7
Coding region: 1-864 (287 amino acids)
Biological process (GO): fatty acid beta-oxidation
Cellular component (GO): mitochondrion
Molecular function (GO): oxidoreductase activity, acting on paired donors, with incorporation or reduction of molecular oxygen, reduced ascorbate as one donor, and incorporation of one atom of oxygen; enoyl-CoA hydratase activity
Source: RefSeq, a predicted model, not a curated record
AUGCAGCCGCCUCAACAUUCUGAUGAGCUCAACGUCUCCUUCCCCGCAGAACAUGUCAUGCUCCUCACCCUCACCCGUCCAAUCCAGCUCAAUGCCAUGACCCCCACCAUGAACAACGACAUAGGUGCCCUUCUCAACUGGUUUGACGACGAACCCAGCCUCUGGGUCGCAAUCGUGACGGGCGAAGGUCGCGCCUUCUGUGCGGGCGCCGACCUCAAAGCAUGGUACCAAAAUCAGAAGAGCGGUCGUUCUACAGAACAAGAGGAUUUGGCUGCCUCCGUGCACGGCUUUGGUUCCAUCUCCAGGCGGCACACCUCGGUCAAGCCGAUCAUUGCGGCCGUUAACGGCGGGGCCUAUGGUGGAGGCGUCGAAAUGAUCCUCAACUGCGAUAUCGUCGUCGCUAGUGAAGACGCCCACUUUGCGCUUCCUGAAGUUAAGCGUGGCGUCGUGGCCGCUCAAGGAGAGACUCACGCUUCUCCUUCUUCUCGCACAGUGAUUCCCAGGAUCGCGAAAGUUGCGGGGCAUCAGCUUGCUUCUGAGAUGUUAUUUUUGGGAAAGACCAUCACAGCUGUUGAAGCUAGAGAUAGGUUCCGUUUCGUCAACUUCGUAGUCCCCACAUCGGAGGUAGUCAAAACCGCGAUAGGACUAGCGACGCAAAUAACGCAAAACUCUCCCGAUUCGGUGCAGAGCUCGAAGGAGGGACUGAUGCUGGCACAGAAGCACCACUUCGAGGACGCCGUGCACACGCACGCUUUGGGUCUCGUGAGUAAACGAGUGUAUCACGGCGCGAAUAUCAAGGCACGUUUGCUUUUCUUCUCUCUUCUUAAACGUAAGCCCAAGUGGACCAACCCCGCCAAACUCUAA